This is a messenger RNA of Diospyros lotus (date-plum), 1395 nucleotides long. RefSeq lists its product as uncharacterized. Bases 213 to 1100 code for a protein of 295 amino acids. Gene Ontology annotation, biological process: protein ubiquitination. The transcript has 8 exons. NCBI's taxonomy places the organism in Eukaryota, Viridiplantae, Streptophyta, Magnoliopsida, Ericales, Ebenaceae. Gene Ontology annotation, molecular function: ubiquitin-protein transferase activity; zinc ion binding. The record is from RefSeq and is a predicted model, not a curated record. Gene Ontology annotation, cellular component: membrane.
AAUCUAAUCCAAAUCGGUUUCCUCGCUAUAUUUCUGUCCGCGUGACAUUGUACUCAACAUAUUUUCAAAGGACGCCUCUCAAUUCACUGUCAUCAAUUUCGAGGAGGAGGAGGAGGAGACAAGGCUACGGUUUUCUCGACGACUCGUUCUACAGCUUCUGCCCAAACGCGAUCGAAGAGGAGCGGUUUCAGGAUUGUUUCCAAGGACAAGUGAUGGGUGACCACCUGAUUUUGUGUGUUGACCGCCUUGUUACGUCAGAUUCCUUGCAAUCACUGCAAGGGACUGGAUCAUCUGAAAAGGUUUCCUGCUCUGAGUGCCCUCAAGCGGCUGAUCCAUCCGCGUCCAUUGAUAUAAAGGAUGUGGAGGACCGUGAUGGAUCUGAUGAAGAAGAACCACUUAUUCAGAUGGCUGAGUGCCGCAUUUGCCAGGAGGAAGAUAGCAUCCAGAAUCUGGAGAAACCAUGUGCUUGUAGUGGCAGUCUGAAGUUUGCUCAUAGGAAAUGCGUGCAGCACUGGUGCAAUGAGAAAGGAGAUAUAAUUUGUGAGAUUUGUCACCAGACUUAUCAACCUGGUUACACUGCUCCACCUCCUGUUCCUUGCUCUGAAGAUGCUACGAUUGAUAUCAGUGGAGCUUGGACUCUCUCUGGUGCUCCUUUGGACAGGAAUGAUCCUCGGCUUUUGGCUAUGGCAGCAGCAGAAAGACAUCUUCUUGAGGCUGAAUACGAUGAGUAUGCUGAUACAAAUGCAAGUGGAGCUGCGUUUUGUCGUUCUGCUGCUUUGAUUUUAAUGGCUCUUCUACUCUUGAGGCAUGCUCUAAGCAUUGGCAGUGGUGAUAAUGAGGAUGAUGCUUCAACCUUUUUCUCUCUUUUCUUGCUCCGAGCUGCUGGUUUUCUUCUUCCAUGCUACAUUAUGGCCUGGGCUAUUAGUGUCUUGCAACGUAGAAGGCAAAGACAGGAGGCGGCAGCAGCACUUGCAGCAACUGAAGUUGCCUUCAUGAUACACGCAGGACAACGCCGGAAUUUGCAAUUCAUGAUAGCCCCAGGACCACUGGUGACGUCAGGACCUGUGGUGGCGACACCCAAUCAAGAGCGAGUUCAAUAAUGAUAUCGGUUUUCCUGAGCAAAGAUGUAGAGCUGCUACAGCUGGGAAAAUGAAUGUGCCAUGAGACUGAAUGAAUGUGUUAUCAGCAGUUUAAAAUGCUCGAGUCUCUUGUAUCUUUCUGUUGGCUUUAUUUCAAAAAGAAUCUUCUUGCAGCUCCCCCACUCCGCCAUCUUAUUGUCAUGCUACAAUCAUAGAGCAUUUGCUGCUGCUUGGAAAUUUAUGUUACCAUUUGAAUGUUAUUAUGGCUUUGAAGAUAUUACUGAAUUCGAUCCGUUAUUCUGGUCAUAUUACGUCU